GGUUUUUAUAAAGAAGGUAUAGCUCUGUUGGAAACAUGUCUCCAUGAGCUUACUCGUGAUAAAUCUCUAAUUAAUAAGGAGGGGAAUACUGCUAUCAACAUUAGCAGCCGCAACGCUUUGACCACUGGUUCAAUUUGCACAACGGGCGUCAGUCUUUUGCGAAGGGCUGUCGUUGAGCUGCGAUUGGAGCUCCGGCUUCGUCGGCUAUCAGAUGGAGCAGAGGAAGAGAACAGGAGCGUCAUUCUUGAUGCCUGUGACCGCCUCGUUAAAGCCCUACGACUUUACUGUCCAUGGGAGGCAAGAAUUCAGUAUGAUUACAUAUUUUUUUACCUAUUUAUGUCUUUAUUUGUUAUCCAUUAUCUCCAUUUUAUUUACUAUUUUUCUAAUGAUAAUAAUAAAUAA
Messenger RNA from Protopolystoma xenopodis, 402 nucleotides. The record is from the annotation of a GenBank genome assembly. NCBI's taxonomy places the organism in Eukaryota, Metazoa, Platyhelminthes, Monogenea, Polystomatidea, Polystomatidae.